Molecule: messenger RNA, 666 nt
Organism: Cetraspora pellucida
Lineage: Eukaryota; Fungi; Glomeromycota; Glomeromycetes; Diversisporales; Gigasporaceae
Source: the annotation of a GenBank genome assembly
GCACAGAUAAAUCUUAUAAAAAAGACAAUAACUCUUCAGGUCUGGGUAUGACCAAAACUGAGAUUGAAAACUUGAUAAAAUCUAUGAUGCCAUCUAUCCAAGAAAUAAAAACUCAGCACUUUGUGUCAUCUCAACUGAUUUCUUCACAACCAUCUCAAUCAUACUAUAGGCCACAACCACCAGGAACCUCUCAAAUUAUACAAGAUACGAAUAUGACUAGAUUAAUACAAUGGCUUACUGGGGAGAUUCCAGAAUUUGUUCCUGUUUCCAAGCCUGAUUUACCUUUAAAACCAACAAUAAAGAAAGCAUUGCAAAGCAAUAACCCACAGGGUCUUGAAGUUACAGAUAAUGAUCCUGUAGAAGAUAUGUCUAUGAAAAAGAAUUCUAGCAAGCCUAAAUCUUCUAAUCGCAAGACCAAAACCAAAUCUAGAACCAAAAAAUCGAGUCGAUCAAAACAUGUUAAUGCUCAUAUAAUUUCAGAUGAAUCAUCUUCAGACUCUAGCGAUAGCGAAAAUAAAUCAGAUUUCUCUGAAACCAGUGAGUCUAGUAAUUCAGAAAAUGAUGAGUCAGAGACUCGAGGCUAUGCCUCUUCAGAAGAAUAUGAAGUCAAUGCCAUAAAAAAAAAAAUAACUUUUUCUGAUAGCAAGAGAUCAAAGAAGCACAAAA